Messenger RNA from Ceutorhynchus assimilis (cabbage seed weevil), 6330 nucleotides. The record is from the annotation of a GenBank genome assembly. Lineage: Eukaryota; Metazoa; Arthropoda; Insecta; Coleoptera; Curculionidae.
UUGAACCUUGAGCGCGCCCCUGGAAACUAUUCUAGUCGCUUUUUCGUAAAUCGGCAAUCGUUUCGGACUUUUUCUGAUGUCAAAACAUCCAAUAGCGGGAAAUUCGUAUUUACCCGCACUUCCCCACACCACAAUCAUCUGGGCAAAACCAUCAACCGCAUGCGCCCGCAAGCAGGCAAAAUUUUAAUUUUCGCUCGUGGCUUGGCUAGUGUAACUUAUAACUAAUAAUCUGACGUUUGUGGUAUUUCUUUGGCAAUGAGAUUGUUUGUGAAAAACUAUUUUGAGUUUUUGUGUGAAAUUUAAUUAUUUCUUCCUGGACUAAGUUUUGUUCCAAUUUAUUAUUAGGUAUAUGGCUUAAGUAUACUUUUAUUUUAUAAUCCGACUCGGACCAGGAAAACAUUUCGCAAAACUCCGACAUGUCGAAUUCAGCAGACAAUUCAGCAGAGUCAGAGCAACUCGAGGAAGCCCUAGGAAACUCAAAUUUAAAUAUUAUUGAGAAUAGCGCAUUGGAAACGCAAUCUGAUGAAAUCACCACUACAAUGGAAUACCACCAAAAUCCCAAGGUUGUUCCGGAUAUUUCUCCCAAAAAUAGUACAGUUUCAGUUAAUGGAAAGAUAAUGCCUCUGGUUUACAUUCAGAAUGGUAAAAUGCCAUUUCCAAACAAGCUGAGCAAAGGCAAAUUUUUUUUACACCAAGUAUCACCUAACAGUGUAAAUAUUGUCACGAACAUAGUCACCAAACCUGCCAUCACUUCAACCAAUACAAUUUCUUUGAAAAAUAAACAACCAGUUCUCAUUGGAAAAGGCAAACAGUUAGUUUUGCCUAAAGUUUUGCCCAAAGUUUUGCCCAAAGUUUUGCCCAAAGUUUUGCCCAAGGUUUUGCCCAAGGUUUUGCCUGAAAAACAAAUCACAAUUGUUCCUAAUAAAGGUGGCAAAGUCACCCGACCCUUUGUCACCAUGCUAAAACCAUUUCCCAAAUCUGAGGGUCAGUCGCCCAUAAAAUUGGAAAAUGAGAGUACUCAAGGAUCUGGAGAAAGUUUCACUCAAGGUAUUACUAUUCCAAAAAAUUCAACACCAUUUCAAACGCUAACAAAGACACAACCUCCAAAAUUUCUACUAGCUAGACCAUUAUCAAAGUUAUUACCAAUGCCAAACAUUCCAUCAAAUAAAUUACCUUUUACUGCAACUACCUUGGCAACUACAAAUACCUUACCAAUAGGCAAGUUUACUGUUUUACCAGUACCAAAACCAAAAGGAGAAUCGAAACUAUUCCCGAAAUACACAAACAUAAAGAUAGCCGAUGGAAAAUUGUGUCCACCACAAAUUCCUCCAUCCACUGUUACAAUACUAAAUGAGAAUUUUAGAAGACCCGAACCUAACUUUAUCCCAGAAAUUAGUAAAACUGAAAGUGACCUGGAGAAAGAUGAUACAGUUUUACCUGAUAAUGAAAACAAAUCUUAUGAAUUAUCAAUAACUGAAGAAGAAUUAUUUAGUAACGAAGUUAACUUUGGGUCGCCAGACAAUCAUUCUUCAAGUGAAAAUUCACCUGUAAAUAGACAACCAGUCAAAUUAACUCCAGGUGCAUCACUUCUUAAGAAAAACCCUACAAGUAGUGUUCUUCAAGAUAACAACAAAAGCCUUGAUAUAAACAAUAUCAGUAAACUUGAUAAGCAAAAUAAUAUUACUAUUAUAAAACCAAAUGGCAUGGAGGAAAAAAUAAUAAUGACAAUGUCUGGGUCAUCUAUCAAUCAAAGGCCAGAAAGUGAAAAAAGCAGUAGAAGGAAGUGUCAGGUCAAUGCAAAAAAAGAUUUUGACAUGGAAAUAAAAUUCCUUGAGGAUGUGCUACCAGAAGCCAACAUCAAGGAAGAGGAAUCCAUGCCUGAUGUAUCAAAAACCGAGAUGAAAACAGAAAAUCCCAUUAUAGAAACAUUAAAAGAAGAAGUUAAAGAGAAACCGCCAACGGCUAUUGAUACUGAAAUUAAGUCUGAAGAUUUGGAAGCUACCCAUUCAGAAAAACCAGAGGAAAAGCCUAAAACAAUGCUAGAUCCUAAAGCUUUUCUAGGUCUUAAAAAUUUAGACUUGGGGGAUGCCUAUAAAUGUUUGGUUUGGGAGGAUGAUAUAGGCAGUCUUCCUGAAAGUGAUUUGAAAUUUAUUAUUAACGAAUUUGGAAUUUUGGAAUUCCUGGAAGAAACUGAAUAUAAGAAAAUCUUGAGGAAGAAGGCAAGAAAAGUGAAGGAGAAAAACAAUUUGGAACGAGAAGUGCAAUGUGUGGAAUGCGGGUGCCAUGGAAUCCGAGCGGAUUUUGUCAAUACAAAUUUUUGCAGUUUGGAUUGUCAGGACAUAGUCGCUAGGAGACAACUUGAACCAUCCACAGCGCCCGGAAAAGGAGUAAAACGUAAAACAAUAAAGAAAGAAAAAUCAGACAAUGAUAUCAAAGACACCAGCGCAGAAGAUGAGACCUCCAACGAUACAUGUCAAGGAAAAUAUGUUUAUCCAUGGGAAUGCAAAAAGAAGGGAUUUUCGUGGUCCAAAUAUUUGUUGCAUAUAAGUGCCAAAUCAGCUCCUGUUAAAUUGUUUAAAGAUCCGUUUCCCUACACUCGAAAUGGAUUUAAAGUUGGCAUGAAAUUAGAAGGAGUUGAUCCACAACAUCCAUCAUAUUUUUGCAUAAUGACCAUUAAGGAUGUUGUUGGGUAUAGAAUUUGCAUGCAUUUUGAUGGAUAUUCAUCAAAAUAUGAUUUUUGGAUAAAUGCGGAUAGCCCAGAUGUCUUUCCCAUGGGCUGGUGUGAAAAGAACGGUCACUCACUACGCCCACCACCUCCAUAUACUGAAAUGAACUUCAAUUGGAUACAUUAUCUCAAAGUAACGAAAGGCUUACCGGCACCAAAGCACCUUUUCAUCAAUAGAGGACAAGCAAUUUGUCCAAAUGGCUUCCGUAUUGGCAUGAAGUUAGAAGCAGUUGACAGAAAGGAUACAUCCCUAAUAUGCGUCGCCACAGUCAGGGACAUGAUGGAUAAUAGGAUAUUGGUGCACUUUGAUGGCUGGGAUGAUAUUUAUGAUUAUUGGGCUGAUCCGUCUUCACCUUAUAUUCAUCCAGUAGGAUGGUGUGAUCAGUAUGGACAUGAUUUAACUGCGCCAAGUGAUUAUCCGACCCCUGAAACUUUUACAUGGGAAAAAUACCUGAAGGAAACCAAGGCAGUAGCAGCACCUGUCAGGGCUUUCAAGCAGAGACCUGUGUGUGGAUUCAAGAGGGGCAUGAGACUGGAAUGUGUGGAUAAGAGGGUUCCUCAUCUAAUAAGGGUAGCAACAGUAGAUGAUGUCAUGGAACACCAAAUCAGAAUUCAUUUUGACGGCUGGCCAGAUAGGUACAGCUAUUGGGUGGAGGACGAUAGUCCUGAUAUUCAUCCAGCCGGUUGGUGUCAGAAGACAGGCCAUCCUCUAGAACCACCACUAACGCCAGAAAACGUCUAUGACUUCCUUGAAUGCCCUACAGUGGGAUGCAGGGGUCAAGGACACACUGAAGGUUUGGAACACACAACGCACUCUUCUCAAAAUUUUUGUCCUUAUGCCGACAACAAUAUUGACAAACUUUUGCCCGACAGGUUACUAACUCCUGAUAGAAAUAUUGAGGAAAAGGAACCUGUUUCAAGACAACCUAGGAAUACAAGAAAACGUAAACUUCCAAAGCCCCCAAAAUGGCAAAAACGUUCGUCGCAAGAUAAUGACGUCAAUUAUGAACCCACCAAUAGGAAACGUAAAACCGGAGAUUUCAAAAAACGGAUUAUUAAAAGGGAGCCUAAAACCGAUGAGGACAAAAAACCCUCGACUUCUAAUGGGGCGGUAUCAUCUACAAGCAGGAUGACUCCUGGGACCCCGCCUCUCCCAAAGGAUACUUAUACUUUCAAAAGAGAUCUCGGAAUGGAUCCAGCUGAAAAGGAAUCGUGGAAGGCAAAUUCAGAUUUCUUAAGAGAUUUUAUACCAACUAAUACAAACCCUUUGAAAUGGUCUCACAAGGCCGUAUAUACAUUUAUGUCUGCAAUACCUGGCUGUGAGAUGGACAUGGCCGUAUUUGAAGAGCUUGAAAUCGAUGGUGAGGCGAUGGUCCAGUUAAAAAUUUCAGACUUGAUGCGUUUUUUUAAACUCAAAGUUGGAGCAGCGCUCAAGCUGUAUAACAGUAUUUUGUUGAUAAGAGAACAGAUUUGUGAUGGAGAAAAGAGAAAACCAUAAUUGUGAUAAAAAGUCUGGAUCCUCUUUUCUCAUUAGUUUUGAAAUAAUUUGGUAUGUAGAUAGCUUUAAGCUAUUUUUCUUUAUUUUACUGGGUUUUGUUACUGUACUUAUGUAUCAAAUUAUGAAUACCUAUUCAUAAAUAUUUACAAACCCGGUUCCAUGAAAUACAGGCGCAGAGCAACAGCAACAAGGCCCUACAAAGGGAAGUUGUCCAAUGCUUCAAAAGUACCAUGCCACACCUAAUGUUUUCUUAUUUUUUCUCUGGCUGUCGUUUUUCUGCCCAUGUCGAUUUUUUUGUCAAAAGUCAAUUUUCUAUAAAUAUUUCAAAUGAUCAUUGGACAGCAGCAGAGGGUCUUCUAUACACAACAUACUAGUCCUAUGACCGUCCACCAUUUCCAUGUGCAUUUUUUUGUUUAAAAUGUAUUUGUCGCUGAGCUUUCUGCCGUAAAGUUCGAGAAAUCCUAUGAACCAAAAUUGUCUUAUCCCACCCUGAUAUUUUUUUCAGAUCCCUUUUAAGUAGAAAUUGUUUGAAGGCAUAAACAAAUUUGGCAAGCACUCUUUUUGACAUGUUGAAGGAUAUCUUUACCUUAGCUUAAUUCUUUUUAUCCACGAGUUUAACGAUGGAGGCGGAAGCCUUGUCCAACACCUUUAUACUGUCCUCCUGAGCAACUCCUCGUUCCAAAAAUUCCUGUUUCAAGGUGCGUAAAAGCAGAUUUGACGAUUUGCCUACAAGAUCAAUUUUGCUAGUUAGUAAGAACAAUUCUGUACGAUAUGAACCAAAUAUUUUAACUUAAGCCUCGAGUAAUUUGGACUUGGGAGUCAUGUAUUGAUAGAAGUGUUCAAUUUCUUUGUGGAGUCAGCGAUUGCCCAAAUUUUACUUUUCCUGUCUCCAUAGAGCAUCCAAAAACCGUUCAUGAAUUUUAUUUAUUGUUGAAUUUUUCGUCAUAUUACCAGCAUCGGUAUCGCUACUAUCCUUCAAUUCCCCUGAAAUAAUACCCUCAAUUUUCUACUGAAUUUGCCACACUCUCAGCCAUAGGACUUUGACUGAAUACCAAGACUUUUAUUUUAUUUUACACAGAAAAUCACACAACAAAGUCACACCACCGUCUUCUUGGUGUUUGCAAAAAACAUUUUGACAGAGACAAUGCUGAAUGACAAUAUGAAAUGAACUCUCAAUAAUGAUUUGAAUUAUAUGUAUAGAAAAUUGACUUCUGACAAUAUUUGUGAUGCAUCACAAUGGUUCUCAUUUACAUUUUUUAAUUUUUUUUGAGGAGGUUAGAACCAAGGUUUAUUUUUCUUCAAAUUUACUUCAACCCAUUAAAUUAGGUUCUGGGUGUCACAAUGAAAGAUUAGGGUUUAUUAAUUCCAAUAGAAAAAACUUUAUACUUUUUUUUUUAGAUAUUUAAGCACUACCUUUUUAUUAAGUUAAACUUUUUUCAAGCAUAACAUAAAAUAUUUUGUACCACACAGAACUUCAUCUUGGGGUUGGUCUCUUAUAGCAGGUGCCAUAAUAUUCCGCUGGAAUUAUUUUGCGAAAAAAUCGUAUCAGAACAUGGCGGGUACCAAAAUCUGAAUUGAAAAGUCCCACCCUUUGAAAUAUGUUUUGUAAAAAUUAUUUUUGCAUGUUGCACAGUGCUAAAUAAAUAAAUAAUAAUUUUGUGUAAAUAUUUAUUUGCAUGUUCAAUGGUUCGAAAAUUCUCAAGUAUAUUUUUAUGAGUAGGUAUUUGCAACAGCUCUGCAUAUGCAUUAGAGUGAAAAUAUGAUUUUACAGACCAAUACUUAGUUUUAGUUGUCAGUAAAGUGCCGAUUCACACUGAGUUUUAUGUUAAUGGAAAAUUGGUGUUAUAUCCAUUCUACAAAUCGGACUUUAUUAUUAUUAUUAUUGUUAUAAGGGAAAAUAAUUAUUAUGUAUUUGUUUGAUUUAAUUUAAUUGGAAUUUACUUCUUUUUACACUUUAACUUUAUUUCACUAAUCAUGUUUUUUCAUUAUUGUAUUAAGAAUAAGAAUGUGCUCCUAAGUUUUUGCUAUAUCAUCGUGUGAUAAGCCGCUUUAUACAUGUACAUAUUUUGGUUUCUACUAUAACCGAAUAAAGUUUUUGUUUUCGUAA